Racocetra persica is the source of this 405-nucleotide messenger RNA. The record is from the annotation of a GenBank genome assembly. Lineage: Eukaryota; Fungi; Glomeromycota; Glomeromycetes; Diversisporales; Gigasporaceae.
AUGUUAUUAUUUUACGCAAUCAGACAUAAUAAUGAGACUAGAAAUAAAUAUGAAGAAAUGUCAGAAGAAGAACUAUUAGCAAAGGAGGAACAACCAAAAAUUAAAAAAUACAUAUCCAUCAAAGAAGUGCUACAUGAACUUUUAAGGGCAUUGCGUGUAAGUAUAUUUAACUUAAAACCAAUUCCUAAGAACUUUGCCAUUUGGUUUGUGAGUAUUACGAAUGGUAGAUACGGCGGCAGUAGCACACCUGACCUUUGGGCCAUUUGGUUUGUGAGUAUUAUGAAUGGUAGAUACGGCAGUAGUAGCACACCUGACUUUUGGGCCAUUUGGUUUGUGAGUAUUAUGAAUAGUAGAUACGGCAGCAGUAGCACACCUGACCUUUGGGGUUCAUCAGCAAGUUCCUGA